AGUUAAGCAAAACUUUCAACAAAAGCAGAAUUUUGAAAUGCCCUCUGUCCUCUGACUCAGCACAGCAGUCUCUUUCUUCCAUUCUUCCAUAAUCCAUCCUCUUGAAACGCUCUCUCCCCCGAUCGAAAGACCUCCUACAGUCCUAUCGAUUCCGCUCUCUCCAAAUUCAUCUCCUCAGUGGCUCAGUCCUUCCUCCUCAUUUCAUCGACUUUGAUUUUCGUGAUUUCUUACCCGAUCGAUUUCAUCAGACGUUUCCCAACCACUAAGAGCCACAGUGGUGAAAGAGAUGCCGGGGAAGGAGAUGCUUGAUACAGGGCGUGAUAAGCCAGAAAAAUGUUAUUCGAAAAUUGAGCAAUUCUUGAAGGAUCGUGGAUGUGUCGCUCUACAUCAUCCUAAACUGGAUUGCGUUGGGGGGAUAGACAAUGCUUACAAAGAGAUCGAUGCUAAGAUUAUCGAAGGGGAGUGUAAAUGGAUACGUGAUUGUGUGUGGUUUAAUAGUGUUUGCAUUCAGAUUCCCAUAACGUUUCAAGAGUCGAAGAAGCCAGGGGAUGCUGUGCCCCAACUCUCAUCUUAUCCUAAGCCAGGUUGCCCCGGGGGUUUCUCUUACCUUGGCAAGCUUCUGCAACGAAUCAUUACUGGAUAUCUGCAGUCUACGAAAGUCAAAGAACGGAGCUGGCGUUUGGCUCAACUCAGUAUCCUACCUGAAGUUCGUUCUCAAGACCAUUAUAAAACAUGUGUCUUCUUUGCUGUCAUCGGGGCUGUUGAGGGGCGCUACCGGUUGUGGAUGAUUAUGAACAAAGCUGAUCAUGUGACAGUACCUCAGUUGUCUGUGCAAGAUGGUAUUUAUGGCACUAAGCAAGUGCCUAUAGACCCUGCCAUAUUUUUCAAUUGGAUCGUUGAACAUGGCGUGGUUCCUGAGUCUGACUGCCCAUACACUGGAUUACCUCAAGGAGGGCAUGCUCUUGAGGAGGGUCGGCUUUCAGUGGUGAAUGGCUAUCGCAUUAUAAACCCGGGGGAAGAGAGUGCUGAAAAUAUUGUAGCGGAGAUCAUGGAAGGAGGACCCAUUGUGGGGAUCCUUUUAUACGAACCAGAUUGGCAUGCAGUAUCAUUUCUGCAUGCAGUCAUGCUAAUUGGUGGCGUUUAUAAAGAUGAACGCGUGGAUAAGUAUGUGAUACAGAACUCCUGGGGCCCUGACUGGGAAGAGGAUGGUAGAGGAUUAGUGCCCAUUUCAGACCUUGUUGAAGCUUAUGUUCCUGUCUUGGCUGAGCAUGUGAUGAGCAGGGAACUACUAAAGGCUGAUUCAGCACUGUCUUGCAGCAUGUGAUGAGCAGGGAACUAAUAGAGGUCUCUGUUUUUUUUUUUUAUUGAGACUUAAUUAUUGUCUUUUUCAAUUUGUGCUGGAGUUUUUUCUCAAUCCUCAGUUGUGAUUUAGUUUUUAAGAAUCACGUGUUAUUUAUGGAAAUUUUUAUUGGACUAUUUACUCAAUAGUCAGUGGAACAGGCUCUGCCUGAAAGAUUCAUGAGUGUAGCUGGAUAAAUAUUUGUAAGAAUGGAUGAUGACCAUGAAUGCUUACAGCUUUACGGUAUUAGAGUGAAUAAAGACUGCAUUUUCAGAUUGUACUUCU
Messenger RNA from Populus nigra (black poplar), 1624 nucleotides. RefSeq lists its product as uncharacterized. Lineage: Eukaryota; Viridiplantae; Streptophyta; Magnoliopsida; Malpighiales; Salicaceae. Gene Ontology annotation, molecular function: cysteine-type endopeptidase activity. The record is from RefSeq and is a predicted model, not a curated record. Bases 287 to 1324 code for a protein of 345 amino acids. Gene Ontology annotation, cellular component: lysosome. The transcript is spliced from 9 exons.